CACCGAUUACUGCAACGUAGUGGCAGCACAGCUGUCAAUAUUAGGAGAAAAGAAUAGAAAGCGAGAAAUGAAAAAUAAUUGUUCAUGGUUUUGUUUUUUGCAGUAAGUUUUCCUUUAAAAAUUAAUUGUGUUUCCUCAAAUAUUACAACCUGGGAAAAGCUAAAAAAAAAAAAUAAAUGUGAAUCAUCUUAUGAAAAAUUCUAUCUAGAGUUGUGUUUCUGUAUUGGACGUCAAUAGACAUAAAUUGGAUCGAAUGAAGGAAGGAAGGUAUUGUACUAUAUAUGUAGUUCGAAUUAUAUUUAAGGAUAUAAAACCGAGUUGGAAAAAUGGCUGCAAUUGACAACGACAGCGAUAAUGAUGUGGUUACAGAUUUUCUAAACUCUAACAUUAACUCUUUUACUGUAAUUGAAGGCAAAGGGCAAAAAAAUUUACAAGAUACUGAAACUUUCCAGCCGACAAAACAGCAAGUCCCAUUUUGUGAAACCCAAAAUGAUUGCAUUCCAAUUAUAAAUACUUCCCCAGUUCUAAUAGCUAAUAAUACUAGCAAUAACAAUAUGAUUCCAACAAUAAAUGUAACGCCACAUAGCCCGGCUUUAAUAACAAAAUAUAACAAUAUUUUCGAAGAUACGCUUAGUCAGCUGCAGAACAUAAGAGAAACUGUGGUUCAAAUGAAAAAUUGUAGCGCUCAUUUAAACGACGGGUGCACUAGUUUAUGGCCAGUUCAUGCAGCAAUUCUGAGCGCUUCAUUACCGGAUCUAAGUUCUGUAAAUCCUAGUACUAGAACACAUAGUUCUGGAAAUUAUAUUAGAUGGAUACCACAUCAGCAGAAUUAUGUUCCUAUUAAUGAGCGUCGUAGAUCUUGGACCACUAUUGAUGAUUUGAAUGUUACAAAUAAGAGUAUCAGCCUGUCGAGCUUGGAUAGUGAAGAACCUGAAACAAUUUGUACAACAGAUCAAAGGCGGCGGUCAGCCAGGAACAGUACUGGAGGAAUAUCAACGCACUCGCUAAACGAAGCAGAAUUGGCUCGAGAUUUUCAGCGUAUAGCGGCCAAACGUAAUCUAGUUACAGAGAUUCGAAUACCACUUCAGAAAAGUAUAUCUACUUCUUCAAUUGUUGCUAAGGAGGAAAUUAAAUCUCGACACCUCUAUGACAGUGAAGAUGAAAAUCAAAGUCUUUUGAGGGCAAAUGUAAAAAUUGAAGCUUACGAUAAUGUAGAAAAACGUCGAAAGCGCGGUUCCCUUUUUUUUCGAAAGAAAAAGGACAAGAGUAAAAUGAAAUCGGGUGGUCAAACUAGUAUAUGUGAAACGUGUGGUACCAGCAUAUCAAUAUUAAAUAUUAAAGAACAUCACAUGGAGUGUAAAGGAAAGAAGCCAAAUAUAGGUACUGGGCAAAAAAUAUUGUUGGCAGCAUCAAGGAAGGGUGCUGAAAAAACUGAACCUGGUCAAGAUUAUUAUGAUGGAGGUGAUCAAGCAGGGAGCGUUAAUGAUGAUUCGCCAUUAAUACGAUCGGAAUUCCUUAAUGAUCCACCCAUCGAGGCACAAGAUCUCGGAGCGGAUCCUAUUUUGGGUAUCGUCGCUGAAGAGCAUGAUUCAUGGUCGCCCAGUGUACCAAAAGAUGUUUUAAAGUCCCUUAAAGAAAAACAGAUUAAAAGACAAGAACAUAUAUAUGAAUUUAUCAUGACCGAGAAACAUCAUUGUCAGACACUACUUGUAAUGCAAAAAGUUUUUGUAGAAAGUUUGGAACGCCAUUUUCCCUCUUUGAAUAUUAAUAAUAUGUUUCCCCGUUUAUCGGAAUUAACUGAAUUGCAUAUAAGUUUUUUGAAAAAGCUUCGACAAAAGCAACGUGAGCAGUACAUUGUUGACAGCAUAGCCGACGUAUUGCUAGAUUUCUUUUCACUGGAAAAAGCACAACAUCUAAGAUUGGCAUAUGGUGAAUUUUGCGCCAAUCAUCGUACAGCACUGGAACAUUUCAAAGCAUGUAUGACAAGUCGUGACCAAACAUUUGCAGAAUGGUACAAACAUUGUUUAACAAAUCCAUUACUAAAAAAGAAAGGUAUUCCCGAGUGCAUACUUUUUGUUACACAGCGCCUUACUAAAUAUCCUUUGCUGAUUGAACCACUCCUCAAAAGCGCUCGAGAGGAUAAAAUGGAAACCGAUAAAUUGCAACACGCCCUCAAUUUAGUAAAAGCGCUGCUUAUAGAUGUUGACGCUUGUGUUGCAGAGAAAGAACUACGAGAGAGACAGCUAGAUAUUUUUAAUCGAGUUGAUCCGAAAUCUUUCGCUAUCUACAAAAAUAAGCCUUUUCGUAAAUCGGAUAUUGGUGUUGAUUCGCGUCGUCGUUUAAAAUUCGAGGGUCUUGCUACUUUAAUGCAAGGUCGUUCCAAGAUGCAAUUAGUUUUAGUUGUUGUACUUACCGACUGCUUAUGCUUUCUUUCGGAAAACUCUGCUCAUAACAAGUACACAUUCUUUACACCAGAACACAAAGCGGGCGUAGUGCCAUUACAAAAACUACUCAUACGUGAAAAGGCUGGAACUGAAGCACGUGGUAUAUAUAUAAUAUCUUCCAAUCCAUCUUUUCCAGAAAUGUACGAAUUGAAAGUACAACAGCCUAAAGACAAGAAUACCUGGAUUCAAUCAAUUCGGCAAGCUGUCCUAGAGUGUCCAUCUUCUGAUGUUAUCGAAACUGAAGAUCUAACUGCUGAGGAAAAACUACGAAUCGGCGUCAGUAAGCGGGAUCUUAUUGAUAAGAUAAGGCAAAAAGACAUAGAUCAUGCUAUUUUAUUGGAAGACAAGAUUGUGCUACAAUUGAAUUUAUUGAAAGAAGUUGUUGCUAUAUCUGGAACAAACAGUGCUGCAACCAGCAACAAUAAUAGCGCUUACGUUCCCGGAGGUGUGGUGAAUGCAUCAAAUUUUCUCGCUACUUUCGGUUCAUAUAAAGAUUUGGUGGGUAUUGAUUGUAAUGUUGCAGAUUUGUGGAAACAUGUAUUGAACAUGGUACAAAGUAUUAGUCAAUUGGCUGCAAUGGUAUAUACGGCAUCUACCGGCUUGCCGGUCUCACGUUCAGUGAGUUCGGUAGGAGAAAAGCAGAGCGAUAAUUAUGCUUCACCCACUCUGCCAAAACGGGCCGAAACAUUUGCUGGUUUUGAUGAAAAACGCGUGAAGAACAAUUUCCCAUGUCGCGAUGUGUCAAAAUAUCCAGCUUUGCAAGCGUUAACACCCCGACUCCAAGAAUUGGAGGAAAAACGUGAUACUAAAUCGGGUUCUUCGUUAGUCACAUUGAAGUUACAAUCCACAACGAGUGAGACGCAAUCCACAUCCGGUUGUAAUACGUCAGCUGGAAUCGAAGAGGUUUCUAUGAAGGAUCACAAUUACGCAGCUUUGCAAAUAUCGCACCAUCUCCAUACUUUAUUAUGUAUAAUUUCCCAACAAAUGACUGUAAUAAAUAGUUUGCAGCUACAAUUGGCAUUGUAUCGGGAAGGCCCGCGUGUCGCUUACACACAUAAUGAUCAAUUAGAGGAACUUCGUAAUUUGCAAGAUAAAUUACAAGAAGAAAAGACAGCUUGGCUCCGCCAAAAAGAACAACAAGAACAAGAAUUGGAAGAUAAACGAACACAGUAUAUUAAAUUUCAAGAACAACUUAGAGCCGAACAAGAAGAUAUCAAACAACAGCGCGAACAACUUUAUCGCAAAAUGGAAUUACUUUCAAAUCAGGGGUUGCUUUUAUCACCUAACACGCCGUUGUUGAUAAAUAGCCCAUCAAUGGCUAUUUCAGCGUCUCCGAGUGACGAUGCGCACGAUAGUCAUGAGGGUGCGCACUUGCAAAGUGAUGUAACCACACCAACGGCUGUAACUCAGAAUACCGUUGAUCGGCGAAAAGACAAAUGGCGCACAUCAUCAACAAUUUCAAAAACUCCGCCAGUAAAUUUACUAAGCGCUACUAAUGCACCAAAAAUAAAUCAAACUUGCAUAAAACAAAAAUUUCCAAUGAAGUUGUCGUCCCUCUCGUCGAAUACUUCUGGUAGUAGCAAAAUCGACAAAUCUGCUAGCUUUAAUGCAACUGGAUUACAACAAAACAGUUGUGCUCAAAUGCUUCCACUCAAGCUUGCAGACAAACGCUUCUCAACUUCUAACUUUAAUUCCACACAACUAACAACACAAAGUAUUCCACAGCAUUCGCGUACUGGUAGUUCACCAGCGAUCAUUCAACAUCCCAAAACAAGAACAGCUACAUCUCCUCCUCCUAUUAUAACAAGUGUGUGCCGCACUGAUUCUUCCUCGACGUACACUUUUGGUCAACGACAAACCAAUGUCGGCACAACUCCAACUACAUUCGGUACUACACAAACAUUGCAUGCAGCAGAUAACAGUGGUACUGCGUCAAUUAAUUCCAAUCAAUUUAAUCGACGUAAUAAAAGUAGCAGUGGAAAACCGGAUGAGGAAGAGAUUUACUUUUGACGCUCAUUCUCGCCAGAAGUUGGAAUUUAAGUUCAACGACAACAUAUCUUAGUUUCUUUAUUUAAAUUUUAACUAAUUAUGCAAAA
This is a messenger RNA of Ceratitis capitata (Mediterranean fruit fly), 4540 nucleotides long. It is a transcript of the gene cyst, whose product is annotated as rho guanine nucleotide exchange factor 18. Gene Ontology annotation, molecular function: guanyl-nucleotide exchange factor activity. Bases 327 to 4454 code for a protein of 1375 amino acids. The transcript is spliced from 3 exons. The record is from RefSeq and is a predicted model, not a curated record. Gene Ontology annotation, biological process: regulation of Rho protein signal transduction. Lineage: Eukaryota; Metazoa; Arthropoda; Insecta; Diptera; Tephritidae.